ACUUCAGAAAGAUGUUAGACCUCGUCGCGGGCAAAUGUAUACCGUUUGAAGCGCUCCUUUCACGAUAAUACGCGAAAGGUGAAAAGGAAAACGCGAAUAAGUUACUUUUUUACGCACCACAAUUAUUGUUAUUAUUUUUUUUUCCAAAAUCGGCUAUUAACAGAAUUUUUCCCUGUUACUUUUGUUGGUGUUAAAAAGUUUAUUAAAAUAAAAUAGUGAUCAGAAAGAUGAAGAUUAAGUGAAAAACGAAAAGAAAUAAAAGGGUUACUUUUUUUUUUAUUAGUUUUUGAGGAGUUAAUUUAUUAUAAUGGCUUAUAAGUACAGGGAAGAAAUUGUGGGGAAACGGUUUUUGUCAGUGAGUGGAUUUACAAAGUUAAAAUUGGGAAGAUGCAGUGAGUGGGGAUGGAGAUCAGGUGUUGUGAGGGCUGCUACACAUAAGGAUAACACCAAUAAGGAACUACAGGUUUUAGUUGAAUACGAUGACGUUGAAUGGCACAGACGCGAAUGGAUCAGCAUUUACAAAGAUAGUCUUUUUCGAUUGUUUAUGGUGGAACAAGGACUUUGUUGGGCGGAAAGAAGGGAUCCUUACGCUAAUAGCCACGGAAAAGUUAUUUGGCCCGCACUUACGUUUCUUUCAUUGGUAUCCACCGUAGAAAUCCCACAGCACACGCAACCGGUCGAGUUCUUGUUGGACCACGAGUUGGCCUUCACGGAUUACAAGCAGCUGAAGCCAUUUCAGGAAUGGGAUUCGUCACUUUCCGGUGUUAGAGAAUAUCCUGAAUUAAAAGCUUCGGUUAAACGAUGGGCUGAACAACAAGACGGCCAAAGAAUCCUUUUGGCAACUCCUAGUGUUCUUGUCGGAUACAGGGUUGAAGUUUACAGGGCGGAAGGGACCACUCAAUGGUAUACAGCUGUUAUAGUUGGAUACAACGAAGCUACUAGGGACCUGACAGUAACGGACGAUACCGUCCUAGAGGAACACAACGAAGAUCCCGCUUUAGUUCAGAUGAGACUGAUAGGAGAUGGAGUUGUUGAAUCUAUCAUGCGUGGUGAAAAUGUAGGGAUUACGCCAAGAAGAUCCAGAUCAACCGUUCUUCAAGCUCAAUAUUAUCAUCAACAACAAACGGGUAGAGUAAUUCGUGGUAUAUCACUUGCAACACCUACAAAUACUGCCUCAACAACUGUUACUACGAGAAAACCUAAAUCGAGUCCAUCAGAAGAUAAAGGUUCCUCCAGCGCAAAAGCGGGUCGAAAAAGAAAAAGCAGCGAAAACGAGUCGACAUCGAAACAACGUCACGCGGGUUAUCUGAACGUUAAGGAGGAUUUAGAGAAUAAACAAGGGAGGAAAAGGAACGUGGUGAAUCAUCGCGGUAACGCGAAGAAAAAGGUUUUGGAGGAGGCGACCAAUAGUAAACUUCGGGUGGUUCAGGUUCGGGUCGAGGACUGCCUGCAGAACGCUGCCCUCAACGAUGGCGCACUCUCGGCCGUCUGCAGGCGGUCUCUAGAAGAGGAGGAGAGUGCCGGCGAGCAACAGGCCGAGGAAGAAGAGGAAGACGACGACGAGGAGGAGCCGACUGUUGAAGAAGAGGACGUUAGCAGUGGUGUCGGUGAAUUAGUAGUAGUGAACGAGGCGAAAAAACCGACGUCCAAAGGAGGAGAGUAUUACGACGCUGACGAUGAUGACGACGGCGAUGUGCGAAAAGUGGUUGUCGUGGUGAGUGGUACGUGCAAUGUGGAGGGUGGUAACGGUGUCGAAGAACAACGGGUGUCAGCGAGAGGAGGCGGUGGUGAAAGGCCUCCAUCAGAGACGGUAGUUGCAGAAGUGGUCAGCGAGGAGGACGACUGCGUGAUAGUUACGGCCACGCCGAAGAUCAUCGACGAGUGCCCCCUCCGCGGUGACGAUGAGGGACCUCUCUCCUCGUCCUCGCCGUUCAAUACCAGCAGGAUGGAACUCGCAGACUCUGCCCAUGGACAGCUACUACGGUUCCCCGAUGAUCGAUCAGACUCAGGUGUAAGUUCAUUACGUUCAGGCAGUGGAGAUGAGAGGUCAGGGUCACGUUCCAGCGCCCUGAGCUCAUCAGACGAACCGCCGCCGCCGCCUUCGCACCAGCAGCAACAGUUAGUUGCCGGACCACAGUCGGCGAGCGUCGCGACGCUUGGCGUCCGACCACUGCAGACGCGCUCGCCGCUCUUCGUACCGUCGAGCACCAACACGCCGCCCGCGCCGUACAGCGUCGUAGUCGGCGGCGGCAGCGGAAGCGUCACCGCCUCCACUCCGGGCCCAGGACCAGGACCCGGAGCCGCCGCCCCACAGUCCGCGGCGGCUAUCGACGCGGCGGUACGUGUGUGGCGCGACCCCAACCUGCUGUUGGAGUCCGAGCCGCACGUCCGCCACAUACACAGCGUCCAGCACCACACGCUGCUCAUGUCGCACCCGUCCCAGCAACAGCCGCCAGGCCAGCAAGCGCAGCCAGCGGCGCACCCAACGCUCUAUCCACCAGUACCACCGCCCCCGCCCUCAGCCCUCAUGUCGCCGCACCUCUCGCACCAUCCGCAUUUACCGCCGCCCGCUCUUUAUACCCUCCGCCCGGAAAUGGUACCGGCUCUUUGGGGCAAACAAUACAUCCCUGGACACCUGCCAUUACCGCAGGUGCCACCGCAGACGUCGUCCGCAGCCGAAGAAUUACUCGAGAGGGAUAGGGUCUUGGCACAGGAUAGAGAUCGACAAGAAAGACAAGAACGGCAGAGGCAAAGUCAAGAGAUAGAAAAGCAAAAAGAGAAGGAAAGAGAGCAAAGAGAGCGCGAAAGACAAGAGAGAGAGCGGAUGGAGAAGAUGGAACGCGAGAAACAGGAGAAGGAACAGCAACAGGCGCAGGCAGCUGUUCAGAAGCACUUUGAAGAGUCACUUCGGAGGAUGCAAAAGCAACCACACGCUGCCAACGCUUGGACGGGGUUCAGUUUACCACCUCCGAGAGGGACCAGCGCGGAUGAGGAGCGUAAACGAGCCGAACAAGAGCACCAUCAACGGGAGCAACAGAGACGCGCAAUGGCAGCCUCUCGACCUGACAGUAGAGAUAAGACUACCUAUUACACCAACACGGUUCAAAGACCUUCGAGUGUUCCUAGUAAAACCGAUUAUCCUCCACCUGCUCAUAGCAGGGAAAGAUUAGGUAGCGGGAGCAAAAGUAACGAAAAGUUGAUGCAUAAUUUAAACCCCGAAGUAAACGCUUUUGGGUAUCCCGCGUAUCAACCGCCUUUUUUUCCUCAAGAUCCUUCCAAGUUAAAAGAUCAUCAUAAAGGUGGACAACCAGGUGGGCAAGUAAUGAUUAAAUCCAUGGAACGAGAACGGGAAUUGCUACAAAAUCCUUCUAUUCAUAUUGAAGCUAAGAAUUCUGUGAUUGUUAAACACGAAAAGAAUCCGCACCAUCUCGACGUGACAUCCAGGAUGUCUCAAGCGCAUUCGAAGAGUCCGCAGUUACGAACGGACUUGAUGAGCCAUUAUAUGAGUUCAAGUCAACAUAAACCUAGUAUGUACACUCUUCAAGAUUAUAGAAGUCCCACGCAAAGCCCUCACCACGUCCAGCAUCCCCACGCACCUAGCCCACAUCACCACGAAGCCCAAAACUUAGGAAAAACUCAUCAUAGUAGAACAAGUUCCCAACAACCCUCUCCUCAUCAUCCCCAUUCCCAACAACAUCCUUCUCCAGAACUAAGGUAUCGAAACGAUAACCACAUUUCGUCUCUUUAUAAUUCAAAAUCCAUCACCAAAGGAACCCUCAAUUCUGUUAGUUACACCUACGUCCCUCCGGCCACUACUAUUUCACAUUAUACAAUUGCCGCUGGAACAAGUCUUACAAAUAUGAAGCCUAAAGUUAGCAGUCCCGCGCCUCACCAUAUUUACGGAAAACCUUCCGCCGGGAUUGAAACAUCAAUGCCGGUUAGCAGACCAAAUAGUGAACCAAUGGUUGGAGUGGUAAAUCCGCUUCCAUUAACAUCGAAACCGCUUUCAUCGAGCGUUUCAUCUCCGUACCAACAAGUUUCGCAAUACCAUCCACCGAUUCCGCAAAAUACGCCACCUACGAACGUCCUACCACCACCUGCUCACAGUUCGAGGUUGCCUACAACGUACGAUCGGAUGUAUCCAGGUGGAAUCGUACCUGGCGGUUUAGCGGUUAAACCAAGCAUACAACAUGGUACGUCACCUCCAACCGCUGCUUCAGCUCCGUCUCCAAUAGCGCGAAGUCAUCAACAGUAUAGUAUGCCAGGUGUGACUUAUCCAUCACAAAACAUCCCAUCAAUUCCUUCAGUUCAAACACAACCCUUAGAUUUUUGCGUUACACCUAAAUACGAUUCGGCAACGUCUCCUAAAAGAAAAGCAACGCCGGUGAGUUCAGCUUCGGCACCUAUGUGUCUGGAGAAAAAGCGUCGAGUGGAGACUCCCCCUCAUCCCUACGCUAACCAAUCAACGCAACAACCUCAACUAGCGCGAGUGUCGGAACCGAGCUCUUUAAUAGCGAACGCGGCAACGACAAUUACGACGGUGGUGAACGCGGCUGCCCUAAGGACGACGCCUACAUCGAUGAUGCAAGGGCAACCGGUACCCAUGGAAUCUCUUCCGUCGGAUGUGAGUGUGAUCUCAAUUGUUAGUGAGAAAUCUCCCGGGGCACGGGAUGCUUGUGAAGUGGUGGUUAGUCCCACAGUUGUGCAAAACAUUACCCCUCCGCCCUCGACUACACCCGUUGACGUGGCUUUGAACAGUUGUGCGACCCCCAUUAAAGUUGUGGAGAUAGUGAACCCCGACUCCGAGAAGUCUAAUAGUCCCGGUCCGAAUAAAGCGGUAUCGUCAACUGGUAGUACGACCACCAGCACGGUAACUACGACAACCAGUUUGAGCACUUCAACCAGUUCGCAUCCAAUUAGACACUUAAAGAAAGCGUGGCUACAAAGGCAUACGGGCGAAGAUGUUGUCGACCGAACUGGAAUAACCGGAACGGGAAGUUGCGUUACAUUACCCAUAAACAUUACUAAUAAUGUCCCAAAAGAACCAACAACGGUAACGUCUUUACAUAGCAUUGGAUCGAUGGCUGUAAAUAGUAUAAAUAAAACGAAACACUUUGGUGCGAAAACCAACAACCGAAAAUCGCAUAAAGAUAAUUCAUUGAACGGAGACGCCGCUAAAGCGGACGAUUCUUCCAGUUCAGAUCAGGAACGUAAUAGGAAAGAUCCGCCGAAACGAAAACCACCAAAAGUAAAACGAAAAAAAGGCGGAACGGCAGCGAAAAAAGUCGAGGAACAUAAAAAAAGGAAAGUCACAACCAGCACUAGUAAUCCGCCGAUUCAAAGCGAAAGCGGUAGCGACAGCGAGAAGGAGAGUGGUAGCGAAAAAGAUUCCGAUUCCGGAGCUAGCACCACCGUUGCUCCGGUCGCAAAAAAGACUCCCGGACCCGCCGUUAAAGACAAAGAACCGCGAAAACGUGGUAGAAGACCCAAGACUUCAAAAAACGAUAAGAGCGAGGAGCCGCGCACGAAGAAAUCCAAAGAGGAAGCUUUGCCCCAGCGCGACCCCUUUCGCAAACCACCAGUGGGGCAACUGAAGAAAACCGGGGAGAGUUUUCUUCAGGACGGACCAUGCUUCGAAGUUGCGCCUAAAUUAGCCAAAUGUCGAGAAUGUCGUUGGACGCCAAAUCAACGAUCGAAAAACAUGCCAAAUAUUUUUUGUCGAUUUUAUGCUUUCCGACGACUUCGAUAUACUAAAAAUGGACAAUUGGCUAUCGCGGGCUUCUCGGAUCCCCAUAAAGAUGCUUCAGAGGAUGAUUUAAAAUUAUGGCUCCCAUCGGCUGAUAAACCACCCACCGAUUUAGAUCUUGAAACAUCCAGAUUUAUUUUAAAGCAAGUCGGAGAUCAUUUUUGUAAUUUGUUAACUCAAGAAAAGGAUGCGCAUGGUGAACAUAUGUCUGAAGAAAAAACAAUCGCUUGGAAAAGAGUUGUUCAAGGAGUAAGAGAAAUGUGCGAUGUUUGCGAAACGACACUCUUUAACAUUCAUUGGACGUGUGGAAAAUGUGGUUUCGUAGUUUGUUUAGAUUGUUACAAGGGAAGAAAAAACAAGACGAUUAAAAUUUGGGGAGAACCCGGUAAAGAUCGCGAUGAUUACUCAUGGUUGUUAUGUACGAAUCGUCAACCUCACGAACAAGAAAAAUUAAUGUUAACACAAAUAAUAGCCGGGGAUUCACUCACAAAGUUAGGCCGUUUAGUUCACGAAAUGCGCGAACUUUGGAACGUUGAACAACACUGCGAAUGUCCGUUAAGUAAAGAAAUUAAUCCAAAAACGAACGGUACCCGUAAAGAACUGAUUAAGUGUAUUCUAUCCGGCGAGAAUGGCAUCAAAAAAGAAAUUAAAGAAGAAUCGGAUGUUAAACCACUCGCAAACGGUGCAAACACAACAAGUGUCAAAGAUGAAAAGAACUCGUUAAGUUGGUUAGCAGAUGUAGCGCUUUCUAAUGAAGACAAGAAAAACGAGGACACCAGCGACUCGGAAGACGGUAGUUUUUCAACGUUACGGGAGCUUCUAAUUCGGCCUUCUCAUAAACACAAUGGCAGUCGAGCUGGGUCCCCGGUUUCGGCUGCGAAAACUUUAAAGAAAACUGGACGAUUCGAUGCGACUCUCGAGGAGAUCAUUUCGACUGUUGUUGAAGAUGGUGUUCCGAAAUUGAAGGAGGAAACUAUUUCGCCAGAAACUAAGAUCGAAUUGAAGCACUUUGUUAGGAAGGACAACUACUUAGCCAGGAUACGCGGAAUGUUGCCUAUAAGAAUUAUGACUUUAACCGAAAGUAAACUUCUUUAUCCUGAUAUUCCGCAUAGUUGGCUUUGUGAUGGAAAGUUGCUGAGAUUAAAUGAUACUACACAUCAAGGAAAUACUAAAAUUUUCCAGGAUCAAUGGAAACGAGGUCAACCAGUUUUAGUUUCUGAUGUAACAAAACAUUUAAGUAAAGAUUUAUGGACACCGGAAGCUUUUAUUCGCGACUUUGGCGAAGACAAAAAUGAUUUGAUUAAUUGUUUGACGGGAAACUUGGUUUUGAAUCAACCGAUGCGAAAGUUUUGGGAAGGUUUCGAACAUUUAACUCGGCGAUUAAAAGAUGAUAAGGGAAAUCCGAUGUUAUUAAAAUUAAAAGAUUGGCCUCCUGGUGAAGAUUUUUCAGAUAUGCUUCCUAGCCGAUUCACCGAUUUAAUGAAAGUUUUGCCAUUAUCCGAGUACACACACAGAAAUGGAAGAUUAAAUUUAGCCGGUCGUUUACCGGAGUGUUUUGUACGACCGGAUUUAGGUCCGAAAAUGUACAACGCUUACGGAAGUGCUUUGCAUCCUUCGAAAGGGACGACAAAUCUUCAUUUGGAUAUUUCAGACGCUGUCAAUGUGAUGGUUUAUGUUGGUAUUCCAAAAGACGGCGAUUGUGAUGAGCAUAUAAAAGAAGCUUUUCGAGCAAUAGAUGAAGCUGGGUGUGAUAUAUUAACAAGAAGAAGAGUUAGAGAUAAAGGUGAACUUCCCGGUGCUUUGUGGCAUAUUUAUAACGCGAGAGAUGCCGAUAAAAUACGGGAUCUUUUAAAUAAAGUUGUCGUUGAAAAAGGCGGUUGUCUAGAACCAAAUCAUGACCCCAUACACGAUCAAAGUUGCUAUUUAGAUGGUCCGUUACGUGAACGUCUUUACAAGGAAUAUGGCGUUGAAGGAUAUGCAAUAGUGCAAUGUUUGGGUGAUGCUGUUUUUAUUCCAGCGGGAGCUCCACAUCAAGUACGCAAUCUUCAUAACUGUAUUAAAGUGGCUGAAGACUUUGUGUCUCCGGAAAAUGUUUCACAAUGUUUUCACUUGACCCAAGAGUUUCGUGAUUUAUCUGAUACACACACAAACCAUGAAGAUAAAUUACAAAUCAAGAAUAUUAUUUAUCAUGCGGUGAAAGAUGCUCUUUCAGUUUUAACAUCUGUGCUUAAUGACCACGCGAAUACAGUCAAAACGGAAAAGGAAACGGAAAGGAGUAAUGGAAGUGGUGGAAAUAGUGUGUGCGCGGAUGAACAUUCGGGAAAAUCCACGGACUCGCAUGGCGAGCAGGUUUAAAACUUGUGAUAGUAGACUCUCGUGUAAAAUUAAUUAUUAAUGGAAAAAAGUUAUUAAUUAAAAUAAAAAAGAUUUAAACGUU
Molecule: messenger RNA, 8183 nt
Organism: Onthophagus taurus
Lineage: Eukaryota; Metazoa; Arthropoda; Insecta; Coleoptera; Scarabaeidae
Product: putative JmjC domain-containing histone demethylation protein 2C
Biological process (GO): regulation of transcription by RNA polymerase II
Cellular component (GO): chromatin; histone deacetylase complex
Molecular function (GO): transcription coregulator activity; histone H3K9 demethylase activity; chromatin DNA binding
Source: RefSeq, a predicted model, not a curated record